UUUUCGCGUUAUUUUAUCGAGCUAACUCUGUAACGAUUAUCACAUUAUUCCCAAUGGAAUGCGCACGCACACGAAUUUCGAUAAUAUACACGUAUAUAUUAUAUAUAUAUAUAUAUAUAUAUGGAUUUUAGGGACCUGUUAGGAAAAGCGGAGGUAAUAACGAUAAUAACGACGACAGCGGAACACAAUUGGCACCCGGUGGAUAGAGGGAUAGGUAGUGUUAGAAGGCGGGUAUUGGGGUAGUUGUCGGUGGUUCGGGCACGGGAGGAAGACGCGUAAAUAGUGAUCGGAGUAUUGGACCACCGCUCGGCGGCGGGGUCGGCAGCACGGAGGGUUUCAUUCAGAGUGCGACGCGUGGGCGUCGCGACAGACCCCUAUAAAACCUCACCCCGGCCGGGCGGAUCGUGACAGUCCCGGAACAAACGCCGAGCACACGACACGUCGCCGCCACUGGCGUAGUCACAAUACCACUAGUAAGAAAAAAAUAUUCACACGGUGACUAGGAAAGACGAAAAUAUUUACGAAAAAAAAUAUAACAACCAAAAAGCAAACCAUGAACUUGUUCACUGCUUUAAACGUGGUCAUCGCGGCGACUAUGGUAACGUGCCUAGCGUGGCCGACCACGGCCCAAGUGCAUAACAUGAACCGAUACGGAAAACAGCAAUUGACCCAAAAACAGUAUCGAUACGGUAAUCCGACAUGGGCGAACGGAGUUAACCGGGCUGGCGGUUGGGCAUCGUCGUCAUACGGCAACAUGAUGAGACAUUAUCCAAUGUCGAUGGCCCGAUACGGAGCGAUAAUGGGCGGCGGUAGACAAACAUUGUCACCAGACGACUAUUACGACAGCGAAGUUAGAUCGGUCGCGUACAACCCCAGCCCUAGACGGUACGACCGGUUAGACUACGCUGUAGUCAGGUACCCAAGUUAUGGCGCUGGUUAUGGCGGUUACGGCGGUUACGGCGGUUACGGUUACUAUCCGGUAGCUAGUCUAGGCGCGUCCGGUGGUGACAGUGGCGUUGUCGUCGACGACGAUUUGUUGUACGACGAUGACGAUGACGACCGCGACCGCGACCGCGACGACGACGACGACGACGACGACGUCGACGAUGUGUUUGGAGAUCGUACCGGACAAAUGGCCGCAGCGUCGAUCAAUAGGUACGAGCCUGUCACUUCGAGAUAUCCGAUGACUGACAAGAUACAUAAUUACCGAAAGGUGUUUAUGGCGAAUCUCGUAUCACCCUCUAAUGCGUUCAAGUCACCCAAAGAACGGCAGCUGUAUGAUUUUUGGGAAUCUCUGAUAAACGGCGACUUGGAUGACAUGCAGCAAACCGACGACACUGCCGGACAACGUCUGGACCGGGACCGUCAGCAUCAGUCGCCGUUGGACUAUGGAUCCGCCACUUCGUUGUUAUACCAGCACUUGCCGCCAAUAUUUCUGAAGCUACAACAACAGCAACAGCAGAAGCAGAAGUUACAGAAUCAACAGCACCUGCUGAAACAGCAUUAUAAAUCGGUAGACGAACAAACAACUCCACCGCCGCCAGCACCGCCUUCAUCAUCUUACUCUGCGCUGUCGUCGCCAAUGCAGACCGCACAACGCGGAAAUUUCUACAAGCAGUGGGCGAACGGAUCGCCACUUAUCAAGAGGUCUUCGUUCGGUAGAGUCCAGCAGGUGUCACCAUUAUCAUCUCUACCAUCGUCAUCAUUAUCAUCGACUUUGGACAACGACGACGUGCGGCAGUUGCAAGAGCUCAAAUCUAACAACAGUGUAACCAAUACGACAGCCACGGCGACAACAAUGACCACAUCGACCACUACCACGGUCGCCGGUACGAGUACUGCGACCGCUCCAUCACUACCCAUGGCGGAUGGAGGACAGAGAGAGUUUGUGCUACCCAGACCGGCGGGCGAGAAGACAGAUUUAGAGAAUCUAUUGGAGGUGAUCGCCGAAGGUGGUCUUCGCAGAAAUUACGGCGAAAACGAAAAUUUUCCACAAGAUGUUAAAGUGAAUAAGAAAAGAUCAUUUGUUUCUGAUGAGACGUCGCUGGCAGCUCAACUUGGUGCGCUUCGAAAAAAUUAAGAUGACCUUUCUAUUGUACGAAGAAUAAGAUUUGUUAAGUUCGUCAAAUCGGAGUUUACUAAAAACUAUAUGAUAAUAGUAGUGUAAAUAAUAAAUUUUCUUUUUUUCAAUACGUUCGCUUACGUGUCAAGUCAAUUUCCUAACCAUUCUUCUUUUUUUAUUUACAUUUUUAAAAGCAUGUAUGCACUUUUUAAUUUUAUUCUCCUUCUCCGUUAAAAUAAACUUAUUGUCGGAUACCACAUAAUAUUGUUUGUUUUAAUAACAUAAUUUUAUUAAGGAGCGAAGACUGAAUGAAACGAUUCAUUGUACCUAUUAUACAUGCAUUUAUAGUGUCUAUAUAAAAAUUACAACACAAAUUAUCACCUGUAAGCGUAAAGGUCGGUGUUUCUUGUUUAAGUAUUAAUUUUACUCUGAAUAUUAUUAAUCAAAUUGCCGUCUACCACUUAUAUAUUAAUCCUAUUUAUAUUUUAUAUUGUCUUAAUACUUAAUAUUUUGUAUGCUGCCCAUUCUUGCACUUUUAUGUAAUU
Messenger RNA from Melanaphis sacchari, 2607 nucleotides. RefSeq lists its product as uncharacterized. The coding region runs from base 554 to 2080 and encodes 508 amino acids. The record is from RefSeq and is a predicted model, not a curated record. The transcript is spliced from 3 exons. NCBI's taxonomy places the organism in Eukaryota, Metazoa, Arthropoda, Insecta, Hemiptera, Aphididae.